GUACUAUGUACACACGUGACUCUAACAUGUGGCACUGUUGAUAAAGAAAGCUAGAGAAGCCUUUGUUUGGUGCUCUCAUAGCCUUCUCUACUCAAGAAAUGUCAAUGACAGGCUCGGAAAAUGAAGAAAAGACGACUACGACACCUGAAAAGCUUACUGAGGAAGCUUCAAAGGCUAAACAAGAAGUCACAGUAAGCCUAAAACCAUGCUCUGUGAGCCUGAAGCGUUGUUACUCACCUACGUGUAUGCUGGGCCUUCUUAGACGGCAAGAGCUAAUACCAGCAGUACUCGAGUUUGAGAAAACGAUGCUAGUUAUCAAAGAACACAGCUACGCACGAGCACCGGAUCGACCAGAAGUGUUACAGCUUUCUAACAUUCAUGCAAUAAACUUGAGCAGUCAGGAUGAAGACACUAACACUUUACUCAAUGCAAGGUCUGAUUUAUUACGGCUCAGGGAGAGUAUAGGAAAGGAGAGGAGUGAACCGUCGGUUGUGGGUCAUCUCCGCCGAGUGGUGGGACUUCAAGUCGCUCUAAUCCGAGAUCAACAAGAGCAGCUUCACGAGAAGGACAAAGAUAUGAACGCUGUCAAGAAAGAAAAAGAGCAGCUUGAAGCACGUCUAGAACGAAUGGAGCGAAGACUUGCUAUCCUUCAAAAGCACUCUCGGUUAAAACAAGGAGACGCUGACUCCCCCCUCACUUCCCCAACCACCCUUGCUGCUCCUAACUCUCUCUCUACUCCUACCAGAGCACAUCUAACGAGACGAGAAUCGAUUAUUGCCACGGAAUUGGGAGGGCAAAGUCGCAGUUCUUCCGUCGAGCCUGCCGGCAGUCGCAGUAGAUCGAGACCGUCGUCCAGGGCUGGCUCUCCCUGCAAUGACAGCUCAGCAAAACGCUCUCACAAGAGAAAGUUAAAAGAGACGGACAAAGACGAGAAAUCUCCUCGCAAACGGGCAAAACAUUUACGUGAGCUACGAACUGAUUUCGAGUACCAAGGUCUUGAAUUGUCCGUUCCGAAACAGCGGAAUGGAUCCCGUUCUGAGCACUCCCCCCUUCCCAACCAUGAGCCUGAAACACCGAUGAGUGAAUGUGACGUGUCGCUGAAUGAGAGAGAGCUGAUGGAUGCUCAACCGAUUCAAACACCACUGUGGAGGUCAUGUACUGUGGCAGAGUCUAUGCCAGAAACAACUGCCGAUUGUGAGGAUUUGUCAGAUGAGUUGUUCAACAGACGACACAAAAAACCUGAAGAGGAGGAGAAAAGAAGGAAAAGAUGGGACAUGCAGAGGGCACGAACUUUACGCGAGCACAACGACCUCUUGCGGAAAUACAACAUGAAGAGUGGAGAAAAGGGGACAGACAAGAAAGAGAAACCUCUGGCAACCUUCAUCCCACAUUUCUCUGAGAUUGACACCAUUGAAGUGAUGGACACUGUGACUGUGAGUGCGUUUGGAAGGCCAUUACCAGUCAUCAAACCAAGUGAGUUUGAGCUGCCCUGGUUCGACAUUGACGUUCGAGAGGCUAAGGAGACGGUGCGAACCACAAGGAGUAGGACGAAAACCCACAGAGCCUCAGUGGGCGGGUCAGCUGAUGAGCUCUGAGAGCGGUCACCCCAAAGUGAAAUCACCAAUAUAAAGCAUUAUUUAGGACUCUAACUAUUAUAUAAUUAUAUCAGAUAUGUCUGUUCCAGCUCUUAUUCAAUUUCUCUAUGUGCAGUGCAUAUAAAUAAUUAUUAAUACAUGAAUUUAAGUCA
This is a messenger RNA of Halichondria panicea, 1747 nucleotides long. RefSeq names its product male-specific lethal 1 homolog. The coding region runs from base 99 to 1595 and encodes 498 amino acids. Gene Ontology annotation, molecular function: chromatin binding. The transcript is spliced from 7 exons. Gene Ontology annotation, cellular component: MSL complex. The record is from RefSeq and is a predicted model, not a curated record. NCBI's taxonomy places the organism in Eukaryota, Metazoa, Porifera, Demospongiae, Suberitida, Halichondriidae.